Messenger RNA from Eimeria mitis, 825 nucleotides. RefSeq lists its product as uncharacterized. The record is from RefSeq and is a predicted model, not a curated record. The coding region runs from base 1 to 825 and encodes 274 amino acids. The transcript has 4 exons. Lineage: Eukaryota; Apicomplexa; Conoidasida; Eucoccidiorida; Eimeriidae.
AUGCAGCCAGCAGCAGCAGCAGACAGCAGCAGCACCGCAGCAAGCAACAACAGCAGCAGCAGCAGCAGCCGAGAUGCAGCCAGCAGCAGCAGCAGACAGCAGCAGCACCGGAGCAGCAGCAGCAGCGGCAGCAGCAGCAGCAGCAGCAGCAUGAGGGAUGCAGACAGCACUGCUGCCAGCAGCAGACCCCCAGCCUCUAGGAACAGCCACACAAACGCAGGCUCCCGCAGCGGAGACACGAGGCCUACCAGCAGCAGCAGCAGCAGCAGCAGCAGCAGCAACAGCAACAGCAGCAGCAACAACAACAGAGACAACAAUCGCCCGCGCACACAUACCCAUACAUCGUCUGCUUCUAGAGGCAGCAGCAGCAACAGCAGCAACAGCAGCAGCAGCAGCAGCAGCAGCGGGAGCAUGCAGAAGCCUAGAGCAGCACCGAAGGCGCCGCCCCCUAUCGUUGCCCCGCGCGGAAUCAGCAGCAAGACAGGCCCUGCUGCUGCUGCUGCUGCUGCUGCUGCACCUGCUGCCUCGACGGCUGCUGGGGCCUUUCAUCAAGCACCUCAAUCCGCUGCACCUGCUGCUGUCAGCAGCAGCAGCAACAGCAGCAGCAGCAACAGCAGCAGCACUGAGGCAUCCGGGCGCAUGAGCAGCAGCAGCAGCGGGAGCAUGCAGAAGCCUAGAGCAGCACCGAAGGCGCCGCCCCCUAUCGUUGCGCCGCGCGGAAUCAGCAGCAAGACAGGCCCUGCUGCUGCUGCUGCUUGCAGGCUCCCGCAGCGGAGACACGAGGCCUACCAGCAGCAGCAGCAGCAGCAGCAGCAGCAGCAAUAG